Messenger RNA from Empidonax traillii (willow flycatcher), 3183 nucleotides. It is a transcript of the gene TRAF7, whose product is annotated as TNF receptor associated factor 7. NCBI's taxonomy places the organism in Eukaryota, Metazoa, Chordata, Aves, Passeriformes, Tyrannidae. The coding region runs from base 430 to 2442 and encodes 670 amino acids. Gene Ontology annotation, molecular function: zinc ion binding; protein binding; ubiquitin-like ligase-substrate adaptor activity. The record is from RefSeq and is a predicted model, not a curated record. The transcript has 21 exons. Gene Ontology annotation, cellular component: nucleus; nucleolus; SCF ubiquitin ligase complex. Gene Ontology annotation, biological process: proteolysis; regulation of proteasomal protein catabolic process; ribosomal large subunit assembly.
GUAGUUUGGGAACUAUCUAAAGAGAGAGAGGAACCCAAACUCCCCUUAAAGCGAGCGAUGGACUGUCCUGUCCCUGGAGCUUUCUGGGAUCGGGGGAAUAGAUCCUUGUGUGCUCAGAGAGGGUUGUUUUUCCUGCACUAAGCUGAACCGGGAGCAUUCCCGGAGCAGCCAGGGCAAAGCUGGGAGGCAGCGUGGAGAUUGGCUGAGCUGUGGGAUUUUCCAGCUGGAUUUACAUCUCGCCCACUGCUCCGCAUGCCUUUGUGUUUACAUCACUGGGGAGCGAUGCACACACGCACACAGAUAGCGGGAGGGCCGGGCAGAGCCUGUGCACGGCUCAGGAACGGGGCAUGGAGGCGCCUGGCCGGGCUCUGCCGCUCCAGGAUGGCCGAGGAGCAAGCUUCCCAUGACUAACAGAUGCUGGCCUAGAUUAUGAGCUCAAACAAGAACGCUCGCUACAAUCGAUUCUCCAGUGGCACAACAAUUAUCACUCCUUCAGAAAACACUAACGGGACAAGAAUGGAAACAACUUUUGGACCAGCCUACUCUGCUGUAACAACUAUCACAAAGGCUGACGGGACCAAUACUUUCAAGCAGCACCGCCGGACCCCGUCCUCCUCCAGCACACUCACCUAUUCCCCUCGGGACGAGGACGAUGGCAUGCCCCCGAUCAGCACCCCACGCCGCUCUGACUCUGCCAUCUCCGUCCGUUCAUUGCACUCCGAGUCCAACAUGUCCUUGCGCUCGACGUUCUCACUCCAUGAGGAAGAGGAGGAGCCAGAGCCCCUGGUGUUUGCUGAGCAGCCCUCUGUGAAGCUGUGCUGCCAGCUGUGCUGCAGUGUGUUUAAGGAUCCGGUCAUCACAACCUGUGGGCACACAUUUUGUAGAAGAUGUGCCUUAACAUCUGAGAAGUGCCCCGUGGACAAUGCCAAACUGACGGUGGUGGUGAACAACAUCGCGGUGGCCGAGCAGAUUGGGGAGCUGUUCAUCCACUGCAAGUACGGGUGCCGAGCCGCGGCCAGCAGCAAGCCCACCGCCUUCGAGGUGGAUCCCCGCGGCUGCCCCUUCACCAUCAAGCUGAGUGCCAGGAAAGACCAUGAGAGCAGCUGUGAUUACCGGCCCGUGCGUUGCCCCAACAACCCCAGCUGCCCUCCUCUCCUCAAAAUGAACCUGGAGGCACACCUGAAGGAGUGUGAGCACAUCAAGUGUCCCCACUCCAAGUACGGGUGCACAUUCAUAGGGAACCAAGACACUUAUGAGACCCACCUGGAGACGUGCAAGUUCGAGGGUCUGAAGGAGUUCCUGCAGCAGACAGACGAUCGCUUCCAUGAGAUGCAGGUGGCCAUGGCCCAGAAGGACCAGGAAAUCGCCUUCCUGCGCUCCAUGCUGGGGAAGCUCUCUGAGAAAAUCGACCAGCUGGAGAAGAACCUGGAGCUGAAGUUUGACGUUCUGGACGAGAACCAGAGCAAGCUGAGCGAGGACCUGAUGGAAUUCCGCAGGGACGCCUCCAUGCUGAAUGACGAGCUCUCGCACAUCAACGCUCGGCUCAACAUGGGCAUCCUCGGAUCUUAUGAUCCUCAGCAGAUCUUCAAGUGCAAGGGGACCUUUGUGGGCCACCAGGGCCCCGUGUGGUGUUUGUGUGUGUACUCCAUAGGAGACUUGCUCUUCAGUGGCUCCUCAGACAAAACCAUUAAGGUGUGGGAUACCUGUACCACAUACAAGUGCCAAAAGACCUUGGAGGGUCAUGAUGGAAUUGUACUGGCUCUCUGCAUCCAGGGGAACAAGCUGUACAGUGGCUCUGCUGACUGCACCAUCAUUGUCUGGGAUAUUCAAAACCUGCAGAAGGUGAACACGAUCCGAGCACACGACAAUCCUGUUUGCACUUUGGUCUCCUCACACAACAUGCUCUUCAGUGGCUCCCUCAAAGCCAUCAAGGUCUGGGAUAUCGUAGGUACUGAGCUCAAGCUGAAGAAGGAGCUGACAGGUCUCAAUCACUGGGUGCGAGCGCUGGUGGCUUCCCAGAACUAUCUGUACAGUGGAUCCUACCAGACCAUCAAGAUCUGGGACAUCCGCAACCUGGAGUGUGUGCACGUGCUGCAGACGUCCGGGGGCAGCGUGUACUCCAUCGCCGUCACCAACCACCACAUCGUGUGCGGCACCUACGAGAACCUCAUCCACGUCUGGGAUAUAGAGACAAAGGAGCAGGUCCGCACGCUGACGGGGCACGUGGGGACAGUCUACGCCCUCGCUGUCAUCUCCACACCGGAUCAAACCAAAGUCUUCAGCGCCUCGUACGACCGGUCACUCAGGGUGUGGAGCAUGGACAACAUGAUCUGCACCCAGACGCUGCUGCGGCACCAGGGCAGCGUCACCGCCCUCGCCGUGUCCCGCGGCCGCCUCUUCUCCGGCGCUGUGGACAGCACUGUAAAGGUCUGGACGUGCUAAUGAGAGCGUCACACUAGUCCUGCACACUGAAAGACCAAAAAUUCUCCCCUCCAUCGGCCUGUGGGUGACCACAUCCUCCGAAAUGACUGCUGCAGCUCCUCCUGCACCAACCACUGCCUGCUGCUGCCCCUGGGCCGGCCCCCCCCGCAGGGAUCCUGGCUGGCGGCUCUCCCGACGGGUCUGCCCUAUGGAUGCUCCAGACAUUCCCCCAGACCUGCCCUCGAUGAUUGGAAAAGGAGGGGAAGCAAUUCCAGUGCCAGUGCCCUCCUCUGCCUGCGCCCUCCCCAGCUGGGGACACCCCCUGGGGCCGGGGCUGGGGUGACUCUGGGCCCCGGGCCGGGCGAGCGCAGCCCUUGGCCAGUGACGGGACUGGACGGGUCAGCGUGCCCCGGUGGUGACACUGGGAGGCUGCUCCCCUGGCCAUGGUAGGACUGAGCAUUAGGGCCUGCCCUGGGUGGGCACCCGACCCCUUUCUGUCUCUAGUAUUUAAUUUUACUGCCAAGGCGCCGGGCCGAUCCAUCCAGGAAGAGGUGUUUCCUUGAGUAGCCAGGUACGAUUUUUAUGCCACAGCUAGUUCUCAAAUCAAGUUCCACAAGCCCAUCGUUCACCACCCUGUAAUAAUGGUCUCCACAUUAAAGACAAAAAGCCUCCGUUGCAUUUUUACUCACAUUUUCUACUGUUUUUAAGAUUGUAAUAUAGAUUUGAUUAUUUCUUCAUUGACAAUAAAAGCAGAAAGAGUUG